UCACACAAUAGCAAAAAAAAAAAUCACAAAAAAUAUAAUAGAAAAAAUAAACAAAACUUUUUCUUACAAUCUUACAAUAAAAAAAAUAAAAAUAAAACUUUCUGAAGCAAAUAAUGAAAAAUAGAUACACUCGUAGUCUCUUUCUUCGAAGCUUCGGAUCACUUUAAACUAUUCAUAAGGUCAUGGCAUUGUGCAGACUUCCACUUGGUGAGGCUGUGGACUGCCUACUGUCAGAAAGGUCACAGCAGAAGGUCAUCAAGCAGCUGGGUCACCUGCUAACACCACACAGGUCACAGCAGGUCACCAGGAAGAAGAGGGGAAAGAUAAGGAGGAAGGGACAAGAUAAUGCUAAGACACAUGCCCUCAACAAGACAGGACAGGUCACCAAGAUACAGAAGAGAGGAGAGGUCACCAAGAAAGUCACCAAUCAACAGGUCACCAAGAUAAAGAUAGUGAGGCAAGAUAAGGACACACACAGCCUCACCAAGACACCAGAAGAGAGGGCACCAGUCACCAAGCCAGUCACCAACACAGCACCAGUCACCAAGCCAGACAUCACCCAGACAACCCCAGUCACCAAGAUAAAGACAGUGAGGCAAGAUAAGGACACACACAGCCUCACCAAGACACCAGUCACCAAGCCAGAGCACCAGUCACCACCAGUCACCAAGCCAGUCACCAACUCAACCCCAGUCACCAAAUCAAACCUUAAGGACACCAAACUGUACACAGAACCACAAAAUCUCACCAAUCCAUUAAUAAAAGCAGAAAAUGAGAGUCAGUCACCAGCACAAGUCACCAGGAAGCAAGAACAGGUGACUGAAGGCAAAAAUGGUGCUGGUGAGGUGAAAAUAGCAAGCACCAGGUCCAAAAAGAGGAUUAGGGUGAAGAUAAGAACAAUCACCAAGUCACCAAGCCUCACCAAAUUGAAGGGGAUUAAGAAACAAAUCACCAGGAACAUGAAACACAACAGGGUCACCAGGAGAGGCAAAAUGAUCACCAAAACCGCCAAAGAAUCAAACCAGGUCACCAAACCGACACACACAGACAAACACAGCAAAGUGGUCACCAAAACACAGCCAGUCACCACCGCACAGCACCACAGCAUCACCACAUUAUAUUGA
Messenger RNA from Portunus trituberculatus (swimming crab), 1124 nucleotides. RefSeq lists its product as uncharacterized. The coding region runs from base 183 to 1124 and encodes 313 amino acids. The record is from RefSeq and is a predicted model, not a curated record. Lineage: Eukaryota; Metazoa; Arthropoda; Malacostraca; Decapoda; Portunidae. The transcript has 3 exons.